Messenger RNA from Populus trichocarpa (black cottonwood), 3123 nucleotides. RefSeq lists its product as uncharacterized. Lineage: Eukaryota; Viridiplantae; Streptophyta; Magnoliopsida; Malpighiales; Salicaceae. The transcript has 21 exons. Gene Ontology annotation, biological process: double-strand break repair via homologous recombination; protein deubiquitination. Gene Ontology annotation, molecular function: ubiquitin binding. Bases 343 to 2634 code for a protein of 763 amino acids. The record is from RefSeq and is a predicted model, not a curated record.
UUUUUUAGUUCUCAAAUCUCUCUACACACACACACACACUCUCUCUCUCUAAAACAAACAACAAAUCAUCAUCAUCAUCAUAAAAACAAUCGCUCCAUCCUUUCUAGGGUUUUAAUUUAAAACUCUCAGAAAUCAAAUCCCGACGAUUUCAAUUCCAUCUCUCACUCUCUCUCUCUCUCAAGAAUCCAUUUCUAUCUCCUGCAACGGGGUUGGAUCGCAUUUCUAGUUGUUGAUUUUGUGUAUCGCGAAGUUCUGAGGUUGAAUUUGAAUAAAAUCGAAGAGUUUAAAUUUGAAUUAUGAGACGAAGACAGAAGCUAUGUUUUGUGGAUUGGGGUUGUAGCAAUGCACCGUGUGGGUAGUGCAGGGAACACAAACAAUUCUGUUCGCCCGCGUAAAGAGAAGAGGCUGACAUAUGUGUUGAGUGAUGCUGAUGACACAAAGCAUUGUGCUGGCAUAAACUGUCUAAAAGUGUUAAAGUCCACUGUAUCUGAUGGGCGUGAUUACCUCUUCACUGGGAGUCGUGAUGGCACGCUGAAGAGAUGGGCCCUUUCUGAAGAUUCUGCGACGUGCUCUGCUACAUUUGAGUCUCAUGUUGAUUGGGUAAAUGAUGCUGUCCUUGCUGGUGACAGAACCCUUGUCUCCUGCUCUUCAGACACCACCCUCAAGGCAUGGAAUUGCUUAUCUGAUGGAACUUGUACCAAGACUCUUCGCCAACACUCUGAUUAUGUUAUUUGUCUUGCGGCGGCAGAAAAAAAUAGCAAUGUAGUUGCCUCUGGAGGCCUUGGUGGGGAAGUUUUCAUAUGGGAUGUGGAAGCUGCACUGACUCCAGUGUCAAAGUCUGGUGAUGCAAUGGAAGAUGAUUGUUCAAAUGGUGUAAAUGGCUCUGCUAAUUCAUUGCCCGUGACAAGUUUACGAACCAUUAGCUCAAGCAACAGCAUUUCUGCACACACGUCUCAGUCCCAUGGGUAUGUCCCAGUUGGUGCUAAAGGCCAUAAGGAGUCAGUCUAUGCAUUGGCAAUGAAUGAUAGUGGAACCCGUCUUGUCUCUGGUGGGACCGAGAAGGUUGUGCGUGUUUGGGACCCCCGUACUGGUUCAAAGGCUAUGAAGCUAAGAGGGCAUACCGAUAACAUUAGAGCGUUGCUUCUGGAUUCUACUGGCAGGUAUUGCUUAUCAGGUUCUUCUGAUUCUAUGAUCAGGCUGUGGGACCUUGGGAUGCAGCGAUGUGUGCAUUCAUAUGCUGUGCAUACAGAUUCUGUUUGGGCACUUGCCAGCACUCCAACAUUCAGCCAUGUAUACAGUGGUGGAAGGGACCUUUCUUUGUACUUGACAGACUUGGUGACAAGAGAGAGUCUUUUGCUUUGCACGAAAGAGCACCCGAUUUUGCAAUUGGCAUUACAUGAUGACAGUAUAUGGGCUGCAACAACAGAUUCUUCGGUUCAUAGAUGGCCCGCUGAAGCACACAAUCCUCAAAAGGUCUUUCAAAGAGGUGGUUCAUUCUUGGCUGGUAACCUUUCCUUUUCAAGGGCAAGAGUUUCAUUAGAAGGAUCUACUCCAGUGCCAGUCUACAAAGAACCAACCUUAACCAUUCCUGGAACUCCAGCAAUAGUGCAGCAUGAAAUUUUAAAUAAUAGAAGGCAUGUCUUGACUAAGGAUACUGCUGGCUCAGUGAAGCUGUGGGAGAUCACAAGGGGCAUUGUAAUUGAAGACUAUGGGAAGGUGUCAUUUGAGGAGAAAAAGGAACAAUUAUUUGAAAUGGUCAGCAUUCCUGCAUGGUUCACUGUGGAUACCAGGCUUGGAAGCUUGUCUGUUCAUUUGGACACACCACAAUGCUUUUCAGCUGAGAUGUAUUCAGCUGAUCUUAACAUAGCUGGGAAACCUGAGGAUGAUAAGGUUAAUUUAGCUCGCGAAACCCUUAAGGGUUUGUUGGCUCAUUGGUUGGCCAAGAGAAGGCACAGACUUGGUUCUCCAACUUCAGCUAAUGGAGAUGUUCUAUCCGGAAAGGAUUUUGCUCAUAGAAGUCUUGGCCAUUCUAGAGUUGAAGUAGACGGCGGUGCUGAAAAUGACUCCAAGGUUUAUCCUCCAUUCGAAUUUUCAACAGUUUCCCCUCCUUCGGUUGUUACUGAAGGCUCUCAAGGAGGUCCAUGGAGAAAGAAAAUUACUGAUUUAGAUGGAAGCGAAGAUGAAAAGGACUUCCCUUGGUGGUGUUUGGAUUGUGUGUUGAACAAUCGCCUACCUCCAAGAGAAAACACCAAGUGCAGCUUUUAUCUGCAUCCAUGUGAAGGUUCAGCAUUUCAGAUCCUCACACAAGGCAAAUUAAGUGCACCUCGCAUCCUUAGAAUUCAUAAAGUUGUCAAUUAUGUCGUAGAGAAGCUGGUCCUUGACAAACCACUGGAUAAUGUGAAUACUGAUGGAACAUUUGCUCCUGGAAUUGGAGGACCCUUGCAGCAUUCAGUGGUUGGAGAUGGAUCUUUCCGAUCUGGAUUGAAGCCUUGGCAAAAGCUUAAGCCUUCCAUAGAGAUCUUGUGCAAUAAUCAGGUCUUAUCCCCGGAAAUGAGUUUAGCUACAGUGCGAGCUUACAUAUGGAAGAAACCCGAGGAUCUGACCCUUAAUUACAGAGUAGUUCAGGGAAGGUGACUCCAUGCAACUUUUAGGAGCAGGUUAGCUUGGCUUGUGGUGAUCGAAAUCAUGUGCCUGUGUGAGAUACCGGGGAAGACAUCGAUUCUUCUUGGGGUACUUCACUUGAAUGGACGUAUCCAAUCGACCCUUGUAAAUUUGGAAAAUCAAUCGCCGAACCUGCUGAGAAGAUCCUUUGCAUUUUCCUUUUGUUUGACAGAUGGUAUAUAAAUUUUGAGCCUUGUCUAGCCUUCAUGCAAGCUUUUUUUGGUUGGACAUCGCCAAGUUGUAGGGCAAGUCUGCAUGUGGCAAUAGAGAGAUUUGCGAUGGGUGGAUAAUUAACCAGGAGUAUCCUAGGAACUGUCUUAAGUGGUGCCAAAAAUAGAGUAACGGCGUCGAAAGCGUUGUAGAUUUGUAUUGUGGGGUACAUUACCUAGUCAUAGAAACACUGUUAUGAAGAUGGUGUUUUUCUCUCCUUUUUGGAAAUAAUACAAUUCUCUUUUGUCUCCA